This is a messenger RNA of Poecile atricapillus (Black-capped chickadee), 2645 nucleotides long. RefSeq lists its product as uncharacterized. Bases 1 to 885 code for a protein of 294 amino acids. The record is from RefSeq and is a predicted model, not a curated record. The transcript is spliced from 3 exons. Lineage: Eukaryota; Metazoa; Chordata; Aves; Passeriformes; Paridae.
AUGAUCACCAGGGGGUGGGAGGUGAUGCUUCUACGAGCGGGCGGGGGGCAGCUGCCGGCUCAGGGUACUCGAGGGGUACGCGGGGUCGCGCCGGCCUCGCCGCCCUGUCCCUUGCGCGUUGUCACCGGCCGCUGUUGGAACCGUGGCACCGCAAACACCGCCGGGGCCACCGCCCGCACCCUCACCCUCCCUGGCAGCGACAGCAGCGACAGAGGCGCCGUGAAGGUUCACCUGCCGCAGGACACUGCGAGCCCGUGUCUUCCCGGUGACAAGUUUACAGGACGCGCCGCUUCAAAAUCCACGGCAAACUGGAGCACCCCCGGAGGGCACUUGUGCAGGCAGCCCGUGCCCGUGCGGGGGAACCGCGCUGACCUCUCUGCUCUGCCUCCCGCUCUGCCUCCUGCUCCGGCCGCAGCGCGGCUCCCGCACACCGCGGGCACCCCCUGCCCCAGAGCUGCGGGGAGCUGCGGGAUCGGGACAGCGGCUGAUGCUGGCUUUGCUCGUUUCUAUGACGGACCGACACAAGAGCAGCGAAACGAGACCUUGGCCAUUAGCGCAUCCUUCCUCCCCGCGACUCCUGGCCAGGCUGGGGGGGGACUCCGGAGCUGCCAGCUCAGCUCAGCUCAGCUCAGCUCAGCUCAGCUCAGCUCAGCUCAGCUCAGCUCAGCCCUGUGUUGGGCCAAGCCCCGGCACCUGCUCCCUCCGGGCCGCCUCAGCCGUGCGGGGCACGGAGCGCGCCCGACACCAGCGCCCGGAGGCGUCCCGGGAAAUCCUCAGCGGCGGAGCCCGAGCACGGGGAGGAAAGCCCGGACCCUUCUGUCUCGGGAUGGGCUGAGAACUUUUGGGAAACGGCCAGCGGCACUUUCCUCAGCUGUUCCCGUCUAGCCAGCACCAGGGAGAGAGGGAAAUCUCCCGUCCCGCUGCACAGGCCGGGAGCGCUGGCAGCAGCUCCCCUCGGGGGCGCACGGCAUGCCGAGAGAAGCUGCUCCCUCUUUGCAGGAGGCAUUUGCCCGCCUCUUUCCGAGAUCCCGACCCCGAUUCCGAUCACACUCCGGCGUAAAUCACCCUGUCUCGCCCAAGAGCCCAGUUGAAAGCAGUGGCCGAGGAGAUGGCAGUUCAGGGCCGGCAUCUCCUUUGUCGGCUUCCAGAGCCAGGCGGCCCGGAACAUUUUGCCCUGUCCCCUCCAAACACAGCCCGAUCCAGAACUCUGCCAGGCUUCAUUGCCCGCUUCCAUUGGUAAUUCCUGAUAACGCUCAGUCUUCGAUUGUGCUGAAGGCAUAUUCUGCAAGGCUAAACAAUAGCUGGACUCCUCCAGCUAUUCUAGUGAUAGUCCCACUCGAUCCCGAGAAAAACGGGGUGGGGAACCUGCUUCAACCUGAGCAUCGCCGCCGCACCUCCCCAGCCGACGAUUUCUCUCUGCCAUGCUGCUGACAAAUUCAGGGAUCGGUCACUCUUACUAAACUCCUAAACGAUCCCCCCGCGGUUCGGAGGUGGGCGAGACUGACUGAAACGGAGAUAAAUCCCCAGCCCUUCCCCUCCUGCUCACGCCGCUCCCAGCACGCAGGGGGAUCUGUCUCCUUUCACUCAGGGAGCUGAUCAGAGUUUGAUUAUUUAAGUGCUAAGAGAAGCAGAAACAAAGCUGCGAAGCAUCUCCAGGAGCGCAGGGGGCAGAAACUCAUCACAGCGGGCCCAAUCCCUCAUUGCCGCCGGAAAGGCAGGACCAUCCUUCCCUGUGCGGGCUGCCGUGGGCACUGGAACGCUUUCGAGGACAUGUUGUGUAUCCCCUGAGGGCAAAAGAGGUUUGUCUUAUGCACAGAGGAGAAAAGAUGCGUGGUUCUCCCCGCAGCUGCCGGGGACCCCUCCGAGCCGGUGCGGGGAUGAUGAAGAAGCCCCCGCGGGGUCCGGAACAUCUCCCUUGGCCCCGGCUCUUCCCCCUCCCCAGAGCCGAGCCCGCCAUGCAGCGGGCCGGGCCAGGCCGGCGGGGCUUGGGCCAUUAUUGUACCGUAAAUCUUGGAAACCCUGGAACUAAUUACGGAGAGGAUAUGUCUCAAUUUGUUCCGCAUUAGUGCCGCGCCGGGACGCAGGCACCGAGCACGGGAAAUUGAUGGGCCCGGCCCGGCCCAGCCCCGAAGGGACGGCGGCCCUGACCCCGCGUUCAACCCGGGGGCGGCCCCGCUCCGCCUCCCGCACCUGCGGGGCCCCGAGGCCGCCCCGCACCCGCACCCGGCCCGGGCGGUGCCCGCUGCAGCGCAGAGGUACCACUCGGGCUCCAGGAAAUUUAUUAGCGUGCUGCUAGGACGAGGCUCGGUAUAAAUCACCCAGCUGUAUAGGGCCAUAAAGCAUCCCCGUGUAUCCCGCCCUCGGCGGGGUUCUGGUGAAUAGGAGUUCAUGGAAGGCUGGGUAUCAGUAACAUCUUUCAGAUCUGGAGUAUGUGACGUUUUUAGAGUCUUAGAUAUACAAUGGGGUAUACUUAUGGAGCGGCUAAAAGUAUUACAUAGAAUUUUUAUAGGUAUUUUGUACUUACAUGCAAAAGAAAUUUUGGGGGAAAAAGCUCUUAGGUAAUAUGCUCAGUUCUUGGCAUUGCCGGUAAUGGCCUUGAAAGUAAUAAAAUUAUUAUUUCGGCAGGAGAAAAAUAAAAAUAUGCU